UUUCAGAUUUUCCAUACAUCUGCCAAAUGCAAUGAAUGAUCCGAGCGAUGACGUUCUCGACCAUCUUCCAAUCGUCUUUCAUCACCCGUCCCCAAUUCCUUCGAAUGGUUAUUAUCAGUUCAUUGAUAUCAACAAUAUGCUCGUCGGCAGUCGGAUACCGGCAUGCCAAUCAUAGUCCAAAUCGAUGCUUUAGCUGUAUGUCGCAGAUGUACGAGGGUUUCAUGAGUAACGGACUUGAUAGGUACUUCAAUCGACCGCGCAAUUUUAGUUCACAGUGUGAUGGAGAAAUGGAUGUGACGAAUAUGCACACAGUUCCGUGUCGUACCAUAUGCCUCACAAUUCAGCAGAAUUUGGUGGUCAUGGGUCAACCAACAGGACACCGUCUCUACAUGCGUGGCUGCGCACUGACGAUAGCUAGAAGAGGCUUAAAUAAUCAUACGCUCAGCAUGUUCGAUAGAUAUGAUAUUUGCAGGGACAUGUCAGCGUCCGACCUAUUCAGCCACGAACACGCCGACUCUCAACGCAUUCGGGUAUGCAGUUGCCUUGGCGAUCGAUGCAAUUCGGCCAUCUCCACGAGCAAUUGUCAAUCGCUUUCAGUGUUAGCAAUUCUCGUUGCGCUCUCCUCUCUGCUUUUUUAACUUUUUUUAACUUCCUAUCAAAAAAUCUCUCUUUCCACAUAUCUCUUUGUCAUUUUCCCUUUCCGCAUUUUCUUUAUUGCUGAAUAACAAUUUUUGUUUGAAAAUAAAAACAAAAUCAUUA
This is a messenger RNA of Caenorhabditis elegans, 759 nucleotides long. It is a transcript of the gene hot-3, whose product is annotated as Homolog of Odr-2 (Two). The transcript is spliced from 4 exons. Bases 48 to 638 code for a protein of 196 amino acids. NCBI's taxonomy places the organism in Eukaryota, Metazoa, Nematoda, Chromadorea, Rhabditida, Rhabditidae. The record is from RefSeq and is marked reviewed.